AUGAUUGACUAUGUUGACUGGUUUAGGAAGAAGGGGGGUGGAAAGGUCGGUGGCAGACGCAAUGGAGCAACCCUCGCUUCUGUGGAGCGUCUUGAUCCCGGAGAAGCGGAUGCUACCUGGCAGCGAGUUGCUCCCAUGGGUAAGCCAAGGUGGGGAGCAGGUGUGGCUGUUGUCGACCAAUUUCUCUACGUUGUUGGCGGCCAUGAUGGCGAAACCUGUCAUAAUGGCAUUCAA
Molecule: messenger RNA, 234 nt
Organism: Ostertagia ostertagi
Lineage: Eukaryota; Metazoa; Nematoda; Chromadorea; Rhabditida; Trichostrongylidae
Source: the annotation of a GenBank genome assembly